Molecule: messenger RNA, 4796 nt
Organism: Podarcis muralis (Common wall lizard)
Lineage: Eukaryota; Metazoa; Chordata; Lepidosauria; Squamata; Lacertidae
Gene: XKR6
Product: XK related 6
Biological process (GO): phosphatidylserine exposure on apoptotic cell surface; apoptotic process involved in development; engulfment of apoptotic cell
Cellular component (GO): plasma membrane
Source: RefSeq, a predicted model, not a curated record
AUGGCGGCCAAGUCGGACGGCAGCGGCUUCUCGCAGCUGCACAACCUCGACGACCACCACUAUCACCACCACCACCAUCAUCACCACCUGGCCGGGGGGGCCGCUGCCGCCGCCGCCGCCGCCGCGGGCCAGGGGGGCUGCGGUGGUGGCGGAGGCGGCGGAGGCGGCGGCGGGAGCUCGGACGACGAGGCCGGCGGGAGCAGCUCCAUGCACAUCUGCCACUGCUGCAACACGUCGUCGUGCUACUGGGGCUGCCGGAGCGCCUGCCUGCGCAGCCUGCUGGGCCGGGGGGCCGGAGGAAGCGGGUCGGGGGCCGGAGCCUCCGACCCGCUGGCGCCGGGGGCCGGCGGUGGCGGCGGAGGAAGCGGCGGCGGAGGCGGCGACGGGCCGUCGGCGGCGGGGCUGGCGGUGGAGCGGCCGUGGCUGGACUGCCUGUGGAUCGUGCUCGCUCUGCUGGUGCUGGUGGGCGACGUGGGCACCGACCUCUGGCUCGCCCUCGACCACUACGGCCGCCGCGACUACCUGUGGUGCGGCCUGACGCUGGCCUUCGUGCUGCUGCCCUCCGUGCUGGUGCAGAUCCUCAGCUUCCGAUGGUUCGUGCAGGACUACACCGGAGGAGGCCUGGGCGCCGUGCAGGGCCUCACCAGCCGAGGGCCUCCCAUGAUGGGGUCCGUCGGGGCCGGCCGCCGCGCCGGGCAUCGCCACUACCACGGCGCCGGCGGCACGCCCGGAGCUCAGCGCCUCUGCAGGCUCUCCGUCUGGAUUUGGCAGUCCGUCAUUCACCUGCUGCAGAUGGGACAAGUCUGGAGGUAUAUCCGAACCAUGUACCUGGGGAUCCAAAGCCAGAGGCAAAAGGAACACCAGCGGCGCUUUUACUGGGCUAUGAUGUACGAGUAUGCAGACGUCAACAUGUUGCGCCUCUUGGAGACUUUCCUCGAGAGCGCCCCACAAUUGGUGCUACAGCUCUGCAUAAUGAUCCAAAAGAACCGUGCAGAAACCUUACCAUGUGUGUCCUCUGUCGCCUCCCUGAUGUCCCUGGCUUGGGUGCUAGCCUCGUAUCAUAAGCUUCUCCGGGACUCUAGGGAUGACAAGAAGAGCAUGAGCUACCGAGGGGCCCUUAUCCAUCUCUUCUGGCGUCUCUUCACCAUCUCAUCCAGAGUGAUCUCUUUCGCCCUCUUUGCUUCCAUCUUCCAGCUCUAUUUCGGGAUCUUUCUGGUGGUCCACUGGUGCGCCAUGGCUUUCUGGAUCAUCCAUGGCGGGACAGACUUCUGCAUGUCUAAAUGGGAGGAGAUUCUCUUCAACAUGGUGGUAGGGAUUGUGUACAUUUUUUGCUGGUUUAAUGUCAAGGAAGGGCGGACCAGAUACCGAAUGUUUGCCUAUUACACUGUAGUCUUGACGGAGAAUGCUGCCUUGACGCUCCUUUGGUAUUAUUACAGAGACCCCGACACCACUGACUCGUACGCUGUGCCAGCGCUCUGUUGCGUCUUUCUUAGCUUCGCCGCCGGGGUGGCAUUGAUGCUCUUGUACUACGGCAUCCUGCAUCCCAUGGGGCCAAGAGCUAAGAUCUUUGCCAGCUCCUGUUGCGCCGAACUGCUCUGGGGCAUUCCUUUGCCCCCUGAUGUUGAACCCAUGGCUCCCCAGACCCCAGGGUACAGGGCGGCCCAGGCAACGCCCACCAGAGCGGCCACGGAGCAACAGGAGGAACUCACGGCUGAGACUUGCUUGCCAGUUUUCCAAGUGAGAGCGAUGGUACCCUCGACUCCGUCCGGGAGGCCCUACCACCCAGAAGGCCCUCUCAUUAAGAUAGACAUCCCAAGGAAGAGGUACCCGGCUUGGGACGCCCAUUUUGUAGACAGGAGAUUAAGAAGGACUAUAAACAUUCUACAGUACGUCACCCCGACCGCCGUAGGGAUUAGAUAUAGAGACGGACCUCUCUUGUAUGAAUUGCUACAGUACGAAUCUUCACUUUAAAAGCUCCUUUAAACACAAGCACACAUACAAACAUGCAGACACACAGACACACACAGACACACGCACACACAUGACACACACGACACACACACACACACUGUCACAGACAAACAACAAAAGAAUUAAAAGAGGGAAAUUGGGGGCGGGGAAAGGCGGGUUAAAUGUUUACGGUCAUGAACACAGCUCAUGAAACUAACCUUCCAAUAAGUUUUCUUUCUGGUUGCUCUGUAUGUAUUUAACUAUAUAUAUAUAUAUAUAUAUAUAUAUUUAUAUAUAUAUAUAUAUAUGAGAAUGAGAGAUCCUCGAUGUUUUGUAAGUAAAAACAAAAAGAAAAACUUUCCUUUUGUUUUUUACGCGCAGGAGAAGAAGAAGAAGGGAAAAAAACAAAAAAACCAACAACGCAAAGCCAACCAGUAUUUUCAAACUUCCACGGCUUUCAGAGGUCGGAGUAAAGCAAACAAGCUCCGCCUCUGAGUUUUAUACCUUACACCAAGUGUAGGACAUUAUCAUAGGGAUUGGUGCUGAUUGAAAAUAAUAAUAAUACUAAUAAUAAAAAAUAUAUAUAACAAACAAACAAAAAAACCUACAACUGCCUUAUGCCCUUAGGUGCUGAGUUUCAUUAUGUACUGUCACCUCCCUCAUGCAAAGCUCUUUGACGGUUUUAACGACAGAAAUUAUAUAUAUAUAUACAUAUGCGCGCACGUACAAGACGGGUGUGCGCAUAUACAGUUAUGUCUAUAUAUGUAUAUAAAUAUAUAUAUAUGAAACUAGAUUUUUUAAAACAAAAAUCAGAUGAAGAGGAAAUAUAAUUGCUCUUAUUAGAUUGGCGCAAAAAGAAAAAAGUGAAAAUGCCCACGCUUAAACUUGAAGAGGGUCCAUGUUCGUUUUAUGAUUUGGCAUGGGAGUUGUUUUAAUUGAACGUAUUUCAGUUCCUUUUAUGCAGGCCAGUCUGUUUGUAAUGUUAUAACUGCAUUCCUGAUGGGGGGUGGGGGGUUAAUGGGUGGGGAAGGGGAAGGGGAAGAGGAAGGGGUGGUACUUUUAUGUUUCGCUAUACUGAGCUUGUAUCUCAGGGUGUAAUCCUAUUUCUUUCCAAGCCAAUGAAAAUCCAGUUUUUGACUUGCACCCGCUGUGCCGCAACUCACCAAUUGAUACGUCUUUGGGCAGCCAGGCAGUCUUCAGCCAGUCUCUCUUGCGGACCGGGCACCCAGUUCACUCAAAUGGUGGAAGCUGGCUCAUGGACCCCCCUAAAAAAAUCCUUGUGCACAUCAGUUUCUUCCAUUGAACUGAAUAGGGAACCCAUUGCAUCAGCAGACUGCAGCUUGCCUGCCUGCAGAAAAUAGCUGGAGGGGGGAAUCAGUCCCGCCCCACCCACAAAACAAGUUAUUUCAUUGGUUUUCAUUGCAAUUGAUAUUGGGAUCAAUACAAAACAAAACAAAAACUUCUCUGAUUUGUUUCUGGAAGCAAUUUUUUUUUUAAAAAAAAAGAUGGCCUUUAACUCUUAAACUGAGUACCAAAUACUAAUGAUGAUCACGGUGAGGAUUACGAUAACAGAACUUAAAAAGUAUUUAUUUAUUUUUUAAGUUCCACCAUGGCUUUCCCCUUCCCCUCCCCCAAUCAUUCUCAGUCUUAAUAAAACUCAGCAUAGUAGCAAAAAGAAAGUCAAUUUAAAGGCACAGUUCUGGAGCUUUGGCUGGUAAUUGGGCUUUGAUCUGCAGGCUUCAUUUUAAGGCUUUAAAGAGGGACACGUCAAUUGAACGUUGUAACGGUGCGUCUCGUUUCGUGUCAGCCUUAAAGUGAUCUUAAAACGGUAUUCUGUGAUUUGUUUGUGUUUUUUUCUAUUUUCUAAAGAAGGACAACAAAAAUGAAAAGCGAAGGAUGGGGAUUAGUUCAUCACUGGCGUGUUUCCGGCAAAAAUUUGGUGCUUAACAUUUCUGUUGUUUAAUCGUUGUGAUGGUUUAGCCAAGAAUUGCUUGGCUUCGCUCAUAGUGCUUUCUGGGGGGAGCUGCAGAAACAAACUGGCUUUCUUUCCCUGGUGCUCUUUCCUGUAUGUCCGUAGGAAGGAAGACAGCAUCCAGCAACAUAACAGCUUAGCGUAGAGUUCCACCAACCUCAACGUUUUGACCUCGGCUUGCAGGAAAACUGAAAAGCUAGACUCUUCGUUUUAACAUGUUUGAUGAUGUCAGGAGGUUUAUACAUUUGGUUGCUUUCUCCUCUGAAUUUGAGUUGCAAUGGCAGGCAGUGCGUACGAACCUUCCACUGAAAGAAUGUUGCUUCUGUAAAUGAAUUCUUCUCUCAUCUAGGGCAAUCUCUCUCCAGCCCACAAGCAACCCACCAGAAGCUCAUUUCAGUUCAGUGGAUAUGACUGCAUUUUCCGUGUAUCCGUGUAUAAUUCAGAAAUACUGUUAAAUGUUUAAAAUUGCAGCAGCAACAAAGAACCCACUGAAAGACCUAAAAUUGAUUGCGUUCAAAAGAGAAGAUCAACAUGGGGGCACCUGGGCGUGAACUGUGGCGAAAUAUGUGUAACCACUUUUUAAAAUAUGAUUUGUGAAAGGGUUUUGAAAGCAAUCGUACCAACUUUGUAUUCCAUAUGUUUUUAAAGCUGAAAGUUUUUUCCCACCUGAAUAUACCUGAGCAGAGAAAUAACUUUUACAAAGGAGAUGUGCAUUGCUGUGGUCUGGGCAAUAUUAUUAUUAUUAUUAUUAUUAUUAUUAUUAUUAUUAUCCUCAUGAUUAAUUAUUUCAAUUGCUAAACAUUUCUCAGUGUAACGUCUGAAGUGGUUCAAGGGUGUUAUUGUCAAAAACAGACACAUUUUCUUUUCUUUCUUU